AGGGAUCAGGAAAUAGAGUACAGUACAGAUUUUUGUGAGUUUACUACUCUGCGACAACUGUUUGCCUACCUCGGGGCGUUGGGACGAAGAGUGCUGAGGAGCGGUUGUGGCGGCAGAGGAGACGGGAGAGGAGGCGGGAGACGAGACGAGAGGCGGCGAGUGGGCGUUGUGAAGGGGCGGCUCUGCGGUGGUGAGAGUACCGCAGAGGAGCGCCUGGCGGCGGUGAGAGAGCUGCGGGAGAGUGGCGGCGAGAGAGCACCGUGUGGGAGCAAUUCCGUGGUGGUGAAAACUACGGAGGAGCCCCUGGUGACUGUGUAAGAGCCGCGGGGGAACGCCCGACGCUGAGUGCAGCCGCGAGCAUCGUGAAUGAAUGACUCCGCGGCGGUGAGAGCGCCGCAGGGGGGGAACGCCCGACGCCGAGUACAGCCGCGAGAAAACAUCGUGAAUGAACGACUCCGCGGCGGUGGGAGCGCUGCAGAGGAGUGCACGACGCCGAGUGUGGCUGCGAGAGAGCACUGCGUAGGAGCACCUUGGCGGCAGUGAGAGCGCCGAGGGACGGGAGUGCUUGAUGACGAGAGCAGCAGCGAGAGAGUGCUAUGAGGGAGCAACCUGGUAGUGGGGAGAGCGCCCGGCAGCGGUGAGAGAGCUGUGGGAGAGUGGCGGUGAGAGAGCACCGUGUAGGAGCAGCUCCGCAGCGGUGUGAGCGCUACGGAGGAGCCCCUGGUGGCAGUGAGAACGGGAGUCGUGUUCCAUCUUUGGCAUCUUCGGUCUCUGGCGCCACGGCUUUGAGCUGUUUUUGGAUCUGGCACUGCUUUCCGGGUUGGCUCCAUUCAUCGCAUUCAUUGCUUUUGGACCCAUUUCUCGUUUUUGGGCCCUUGUUGUGACGACUACCGAUAUUGUGUUUGCCAACCAUCGUCAUUGUUGUUGUCUGGUUGUAUGAGUGGUUUGUAAGAGUGUGGGUGUGAUUGCGUAUAGAUUAUGAGUUUUGUUGUUUAUUUUAUUUUUAUUUUUAUCAUGUGCCUGGGCGGGAGGAUAUGGUGCGGGGAGGGAGGACCAGAGGGGGCCCCUAUUAGCGUAGUGACGGGCAAUGGGAGGUAUGGCGUUGUGAGGAGGACAUGCCAGUUUAGGGGAACUCGGUCCAGACAAUUGGUGGCGGUACCGUGUUCCGGUCCUCCCCACACCCACAGGAUUGCUGGUAGUUCUAUCAGCCAACUCUCGGAUCUCCAGUUGCUGUUUCUUAAUGCCAGAUCAGUAAAUAAUAAAACCUCCCUCAUCCAUGAUUUAAUUGUGGAUGAGGUGGCCGAUCUGGUGUUUAUUACUGAAACCUGGGUGAGCGAGCUGGGAGGCAUUAAUCUCUCCCAGCUAUGCCCACCUGGGUAUACGGUUCAGCAUCUGGGUAGAUCCGAGGGUCGGGGAGGGGGAAUCGCUGUGGUCUAUAGAAGUUCAAUCCCACUUGUUAGGCACCCUAUCCAAGUGGCUAAUGGCUAAUGGUCUGGAGUGCCUUCAUAUUGCGUUGGGUCAAUGAGACAGACUGGGAAUACUGUUGGUGUACCGUCCACCCUGCUGCCCAACAGCUUCCCUAACUGAGCUGACGGAGGUGGUCACGGGUUUGGUGUUGCGAUCCCCCCAACUUUUGGUAUUGGGGGAUCUCAACAUUCAUGCCGAGACCACUUUGUCCGGGGCGGCUCAGGACUUCAUGGCCUCCAUGACAGCCAUGGGGCUGUCUCAAUUUGCUACUGGCCCUACGCAUAUUUCAGGGCAUACUCUAGACUUGAUUUUUGCCACUGGAUUAGGGGAUGGUGAUCUGGGAGUGAGGGAUUUUACAUCUAUUCCCUUGUCAUGGUCAGACCACCGCCUAUUGAGGUUUAGACUCACAAUGUUUUCUUCCCUCUGCAAGGGUGGAGGACCAAUUAAGAUGGUCCGUCCCCGGAGACUAAUGAAUCCUGAGGGUUUUCAGAAGGCUCUGGGGAGUUUUCCGGCUGAUAAAACUGACGCUCCUGUCGAAACCCUGGUCAACCUGUGGAAUAUGGAAAUGACCCGGGCAGCUGACACGAUCGCCCCAAUGCGCCCUCUCCUUUGCAGAGCUCAAUUGGCUCCGUGGUUUACCCCGGAGCUAAGAGUGAUGAAGCAAGAAAGGAGGCGGCUUGAGUGCAAAUGGAGACGAACUCCCGACGGCUGUAACUUUGCACUUGUGAAGGUCUCUACCAAGCUCUAUGUGAAGGCGGUGAAGGCAGCAAAGAAGCAGUACUUUGCUGCCACCAUUCAGUCAUCUUCCAACCGCCCAGCGGAGCUUUAUAAAGUCAUCCGGGGACUCUUACAUUCUGGUCCUCAGAACGCAAUAAUACCAUCAACAGCCCGCUGUAAUGAGUUUGCGAGACACUUCCAAGAUAAGAUCAUGAACAUCCGCCGGGACCUUGACUCCAACAUUGUAGCAGUUGAUCCUAAUGAGGUGUCCAGAGCACAGUCUUGUCCUGUUUUAUUGGAUGAAUUUCAGUUGGUUCAGUUGGUACAGCUCGAGGAUGUGGACAAGGUGCUUGGACAGGUGCGGGCGACCACGUCUGCCCUGGAUCCUUGCCCCUCGUGGCUAAUAAAAGCUAGCAGGAAUGGAACAGCCGGAUGGGCCAAGGAGGUGAUUAAUGCCUCUCUACGAGAGGGAGUGGUACCACUUGGUCUGAAACAGGUGGUGGUGAAACCGCUCCUAAAAAAACCCUCCUGAAAAUCUUGACAACUAUAGACCGGUAGCAAAUGUUCCAUUCCUGGGCAAGGUUUUAGAGCGUGUGGUCGCUCGCCAGCUCCAGGCUCUCCUGGAUGAAACUGAUUAUCUGGAUCCAUUUCAACCGGGCUUUCGGCUGGGGUUUGGUACAGAAACAGCCUUGGUCGCCCUGUAUGAUGACCUCUGCCGGGAGAAAGACAGAGGGAGUGUAACUCUGUUGGUUCUCCUGGAUCUCUCAGCGGCUUUUGAUACCAUCGACCAUGGUAUCCUUCUGGGGCGGCUCGCGGAUUUGGGAAUUGGAGGCACUGCUUGGCAGUGGCUGUGCUCCUACCUCGAGAAUCGUCUCCAGAAGCUGGUGCUUAGGGAGCAUUACUCGAAUCCCUGGGUAGUCCAAUAUGGGGUCCCGCAGGGUUCGGUUCUGUCCCCCAUGCUUUUUAAUAUCUAUAUGAAGCCGCUGGGUGAGGUCAUAAGGAGAUUUGGAGUGCGUUUCCAGCAAUAUGCUGAUGAUACGCAACUCUACUUAUCCUUUUCAUCUUCUUCAGGUGAGGCUGUUGAUGUACUAAAUCACUGCCUGGCCGCGAUAAUGGACUGGAUGAGAGCUAAUAAACUGAGACUCAAUCCUGACAAGACUGAGAUGCUGUUGGUGUGGGAGCUCUCUGCCCAGAUGGUUGAUGUCCGACCUGCCCUAGAUGGGGUUACACUCCCCCUAAAGGAGCAGGUCCGUAGUUUGGGGGUCUUAUUAGAUCCGCUCCUGUCUCUGGAGGCUCAGGUAGCCUCAGUGGCACGGAAUGCGUUCUACCAGCUUCGGCUGGUAGCCCAACUACGACCCUAUCUGGAUAGGGAGAACCUUGCCACAGUUAUCCAUGCUCUGGUAACCUCUAGAUUGGACUACUGUAAUGCACUCUACGUAGGGUUACCUCUGAAGACGGUUCAGAAACUUCAGCUAGUGCAGAAUGCUGCAGCCAGAGUUCUUACUGGGACUAAAAAAUAUGAUCAUAUAACUCCUGUCCUGGCCCAGCUGCACUGGCUACCAAUAUGUUUCCAGGCCAGAUUCAAAGUGUUGGUUCUCACCUAUAAAGCCCUUAACGGCAUUGGACCACAAUACCUGAUUGAACGCCUCUCCCGCUAUAUACCUGCCCGUUCACUGUGCCUGACGUCGAAGGCCCUUCUCCGGGUUCCAACGCAUAUGGAGGACCAGAGAGUAAUAACUAGAGCUAGGGCCUUCUCAGUGGUGGCCCCCGAGUUAUGGAAUGCCCUCUCUGACGAGAUACGCCUGGCGCCUUCUUUAUUAUCUUUCCGGUGCCAGGUAAAGACCUACCUCUUUGCCCAGGCAUUUUAACUUAAUUUAAAUUUUAACUUUAAUUUCUUUUUGUGUUGAUUUGUUUGUAUAUUUUAUAGUAUAUUGUUACUAUGACUAUUGGAUUUU
Messenger RNA from Rhineura floridana, 4139 nucleotides. RefSeq lists its product as uncharacterized. The coding region runs from base 1697 to 2716 and encodes 339 amino acids. The transcript is spliced from 2 exons. The record is from RefSeq and is a predicted model, not a curated record. NCBI's taxonomy places the organism in Eukaryota, Metazoa, Chordata, Lepidosauria, Squamata, Rhineuridae.